This is a messenger RNA of Myotis brandtii (Brandt's bat), 469 nucleotides long. RefSeq names its product small nuclear ribonucleoprotein polypeptide F (gene SNRPF). The coding region runs from base 140 to 400 and encodes 86 amino acids. Lineage: Eukaryota; Metazoa; Chordata; Mammalia; Chiroptera; Vespertilionidae. The transcript has 4 exons. Gene Ontology annotation, molecular function: RNA binding. The record is from RefSeq and is a predicted model, not a curated record. Gene Ontology annotation, biological process: spliceosomal snRNP assembly; mRNA splicing, via spliceosome. Gene Ontology annotation, cellular component: catalytic step 2 spliceosome; U1 snRNP.
AGUAGUCGGAGGUGAAAGGUCACGCUGCUUUUGGGCGGCCAUUUCUCGUGGUCCGUGCUGGGGUAGGCGCUCCAGGCACCAGGGACGGACAAGAGCUGGGUCGGCGGCGAGUAGCCUACAGCAUUUGCUCGUCGUCGCGAUGAGUUUGCCCCUCAAUCCCAAACCUUUCCUCAACGGAUUAACAGGAAAGCCAGUAAUGGUGAAACUUAAGUGGGGAAUGGAGUACAAAGGCUACCUGGUAUCUGUAGAUGGCUAUAUGAACAUGCAGCUUGCAAACACAGAAGAAUACAUAGAUGGAGCCUUGUCUGGACACCUGGGUGAAGUUUUAAUAAGGUGUAAUAAUGUCCUUUAUAUCAGGGGUGUUGAAGAAGAGGAAGAAGAUGGAGAAAUGAGAGAAUAGCAUCUUUUGUGGGAAAUUUCUUUUUAUAUAUAUAUUUCUAGACAAUAAAAAUUUGUUUUUUCAACUUGA